AGCACCUGGUCAGCUAUGGUUGUACAAUUAAGCUCCCAGCACCUUGAUGGAUGUGGAUUGAAUCGACGCACAGACAUCCAUGGCGUCGUCAUCGAUAAGCUAAAAUUGACUAGAUCCGCCUUAGUCAGGGGGGAAUUGGUUCCAGACCCGGACUGGUUCAGACCCCACCCAGGAUGGAAAAACUUCCAAUUUCCACGAAACCACAACUUAACUCUCAAGGGGCAGCACUAGCUUAUAGUAUUACCUUACCUACCCCGAGCAUUGCCUCUUUUUACCGCACCAAAGGAGUCGAGACGGAAGCCAUUGGCACCCCCUGAGCCUCACCCACUAUGGGCUUACCACCCUGGACAGGUAGUUCCAGCCAGCGAUUCGUCCUUGUGACUGGCUCCAAUUCCGGCCUCGGAUUGGCAACCUGCGAGCGCCUCAUCGACGAAUUCCUAACUUCUCCGACCCGCGAUCCGCUCUCCCACCUCAUCAUCGUUGUCUCCACGCGCUCGCCCCGAAAGACCGCCGAGACUAUUAACUCUUUACGCCAGCAUCUCCAGACUCUUGCGAAGACUUCGACUGAGCUCGAGCAGCGCGCUUCGUCUCAGACCAAAGAAUACCAAUUGCGCGACGCUGUAGGCCGUGUCCACUUCCUCGGCGCAGAAGUUGAUUUGUGUGACCUGAGGGGCAUUUAUAAGUUUGCAUCGCAGAUACGCGGACAGGAGGGUGGACUUUCGAGCCCAGACAUCGAGGAUGGACGACCAGGGCUGAAAAACGUCAUAAUUCCACGGCUCGACGUUCUGUAUCUCAAUGCGGGGAUCGGCGGAUGGACCGGGAUUCCGUGGGUGCUGGCUAUCUACAAAGCAAUUGUCGGCAUCCCCGAUUCGUUCUCGUACUGGAAAUGGUUCAACUUCCCUUCCCCCGCGGCCGUCGUGCGCCACCAGUCGUCAUUCAACAAAUACACAAACGCCCAAACAGAAAGUUUAACCAACGGCGAUCUGACAGAGGAACCACCACUUGGGGAGGUCUUCUGCGCCAACGUCUUCGGUCACUACCUCCUCGCCCAUGAGCUGAUGCCCCUACUCUCCACAUCCCUUGACCGAGAGCCCGGCGACCGCGCACGCGUCAUCUGGGUCUCAACCCUUGAGCCCAACCCAACCGAUAUCUCCAUGGACGACCUCCAAGGCUUCACCGCUUCGAACCCCUACUACGGCUCCAAGCGCGUCACCGACCUGCUAAGCAUAACCGCCAAGCUCCCCGCCAUACAGCCCAUCAACAACGACUUCUUCGCGAUGCGCGACUCCAUCGCGCCGAAGCCGGAAAGCGACGACGAGGCCGAGAUCAAACUCGUCAGGCCGGAGUUUUACGUCACGCAGCCGGGGAUCUUGCACACAAAUAUUAGCGGUAUGAACCCGUUCGCUGCUUUCUUCAUGGCGCUCGGCUUCUACAUCGCCCGCGUCCUGGGCGGCGUGUGGCAUCCGAUCGUCGGGUAUCUGGGUGCCGUAGCGCCGGUCUGGCUUGGGCUUGCGGACCAGUCGAUGUUGGAUUCGCUCGACACGCGUGCUGGGCCCGAGGGUAAGAUCAAGUGGGGUAGUAGCACGGAUUGGUGGGCCAAUGAGAGGGUGAGGAUGACUGAGGUGGUGGGUUGGGGGUGGAGCGGGUAUGUUGGAGAGAAAGGGGAGAAGAAGGGACGGGCUCCUCAUGCGGUUGACCUUACGCCGGAGGCCAGGGAGGAGUUUGUGGCUGAUGGGAGGGUGGUGUGGGGAUAUCUGGAGGGGUUGAGGAGGGAGUGGGAGGGAAGGUUGAAGGUUGGGGAUGCGGCGUAG
Messenger RNA from Pseudogymnoascus destructans, 1811 nucleotides. RefSeq lists its product as uncharacterized. Gene Ontology annotation, molecular function: 3-beta-hydroxysteroid 3-dehydrogenase (NADP+) activity. Lineage: Eukaryota; Fungi; Ascomycota; Leotiomycetes; Thelebolales; Thelebolaceae. Gene Ontology annotation, biological process: ergosterol biosynthetic process. The transcript has 2 exons. Bases 330 to 1811 code for a protein of 493 amino acids. The record is from RefSeq and is a predicted model, not a curated record. Gene Ontology annotation, cellular component: endoplasmic reticulum membrane; lipid droplet; mitochondrial outer membrane.